UUUGAGUUGUGCAAUUUUAGCUCCUGCGGUUUUAGUCCACUACAAACUCAAAGUGUGACGUGGCUAUCCCAUCGUCGCCCGACGCCCAUGCAGGCCUUGCUUAGCCGUAUCGUGGUGGCGCCCACGGAGCCCGAGGCAGCAUCUUCACCCGCCAGUAGCUCCGUAGACAUCUCGAUCUCUUCACCCAGCCCUGCAUCACCCGCUGCGUCUCUGAAGAACGCCACAAACCCCGUCCAAAUCGCUCUAUCACCCGAUGUAAAGGCUGAAAUCGCAUUGGCUGUCGAGCGCCUGCAGUUCGCAACGCUGCUGGGCGAGCGUAAGAAAGCAGUGAGUGCUCUUCAAUCGUUGGCACAGAAGUUCGACGCCAGUCGAAGUCCAGGCGGUCGUAAGAGCAGCGGUGUCGAACCUACAGUUGAAGAGCAGGAACUCGGGCAUGCUGCUGUUCCCGCUGUGCUAACAGCACUAGUGUCCGAUCCACGAGAUACAGAGCUCAUGGAGGCUCUGCUCGAGUUUUUGCAGUCCAUAGUAAGCCGUGCGCCUUCAGCAGCGCUCCUUCUGCUCGAACAGCCCCCGGAGAGCUCUGUUACUGCUCCGUGGGGAAUGCAAACCAGUCUCACGCUGGUACAAGACCCUUCGCCGUGGAUCCGAGGCCCCGCUAUCGCACUGAUUAGAGCGUUACAAGAAUCACAGCCGAGUGUGUUCGCUAAGUCCGUCUUGGAGUGUAAAGAGGGCCUUCGACGCCUUCUAGAAGUCGUGGAGGACCGUCGCGAGCAUAUUCGAGAUGCAGCCCUAGCCGUUCUUGGACAAUUGACUGGACGAGACAAGAAUGCACAGCAAUUCUUGGCUUUUGAAGAAGGUUUUACCAGAUUAUUCCAGAUCAUGGAGGUCGAGGGCUUAACGGAGACUGGAGCGAGUCCUGCGAGCAACGUUAUAGCGGACUGUCUGCAAAUUGUGAACAAUAUGGUGAGAGAUAAUCUCAUGACGCAGACGCUGUUCCUAGAGAUGUCAUACUUGGAGUCUCAUGUCCCGAGACUACUGAGACUAUCAGGUAUUGAUGGAGGCGACGAAGAGGAAGAUCCCGCGGCACUAGGACGCAGGAAGCGUGUAUUGAAGCUUGGACUGCAGCUGGUCCGUUUCUUAGUGGCGGAGCUAUACGAAGGAGCGAAGGAGUCAUCACUGGACGAAAUAGCACUACGCGACCGAGCUCGCAAAAGUCAAGAACUGGCAAGGAUACAGAGUCUUGUGGCUCGUCAAGAAGCGCUGAUGGGUGCAGUAGGCGAGUUGGUGUGUUGUCAUAGCGAUGCACUGACAGAUUUACGCCUACAAGCGUUGGAUUUGCUACGUCUAGUGAGCGAACACAAUGGCGGUGCACAGAUGAUUCUGGUGAAUCUGUACGCGUCGCCGUCAGGACGCAAUGUGCUGGCAGAGUUGGUGAAUCUUGACGUUGGUAAUGAGAGUGACGAAUCACCUGUAGCUGCUGCGGCUUCUGCACUUUUGGAUGCGCUUUUCGAGGAGAAUGAGGGAGCACGUAUGGCCGUACUGCAGCAUAUCCAGAGUCCUCCACCUCUGCCGAUCUCCGCAAGCACAGACGUCACGAGCGGUGGAUAUGAUGCACUCCCGCCUUCAGCUGGAAGGGUCCUACUGGACGCAUUCAUCGUGAACAUUGACUUUAUUUUCCAGUGCAUCGAUAGUGCAGAUGUUGACACGCUGAAUACGAAGCUUGUGGUGGCUUGGAAAGCGGGUCAUCGACUUAAAAAUUUACUGGCAGAUAGUUCGUACUGUAAAGAGCUGGCACUGCGAGUACCGGCUGAGUACGAUGACCCACAAGCUCGUGCUGUUGCUGGUGGAUUGUUCCUUUCGCGUUGCCUUCGACUGUUACGAUCGUCAGAACAAAAGUGGAGUCCUGCAGUCCAGUCUAUUGUCUUUCAAACCCAGCUGUCGCUACUGUUGUUGCUAGUCCGCUGGUGUCACGGCUGUCCUAAAGCUGUCCGAGAGAUCGUUGGGUCUGUUACAAACUUGUCGGUGCUUGUGGACUCUCUUUCGGAGAAUCUGUCGUCUCCAUCUCAGCGAGGAGCAUCGGAGACUACGCAAUUACGAGGCUUAAUUGCACUUCUUCUUGGCUGUUGCUUGGAGUUUUUGUGUGAAGACGAAGAAGAUCAGGCACUGAAGAUCGCUAACGCGGCAGGGAAUACUGCAGUUGACGAAGAGCUAGGACUGCAGAUGACUCGAGACCAACUGCUGCAAAUGACCAGCAAACGCGUGGGUCUUGAACGGUUUACAGACGCCUUGGUUCAGUUCCAGCAAAGUCCGGCAAUACUAGCAUGUGCUCGAGGUAGCAAGACCCAGAGCUCGCGUGCUUUACUGGCCUACCGCGCAACGUACGACGUAAGCGACCCGAAUGUUGGUGAAGGAUCAAGUGAAGAUGAUGAAGCACAUUACUUGUUUAUGCUGUACGAACGAGCGUUCACCAUAUUCUAUCGCGAAAUGGCCGAGCAAAUCCAGAAACGAGUCAUCGCGAUCUACACUGGAGUCGAUGGCGGAUCUUCUCGUUCUUCAGUGGACUCUGGGGCUCCGAAUGCAAUGGGAGCCUAUCAGGAUCUCAUCCGUAUGCAGGACAAACAGAUUCACGAUCUGCAAAGACAAGUAGAAGAGCUAAAACAACGUGGAAUGAGCACUUUUACCGCCCCCAGCACGGAUCAAACGCGAGAGCAGCAACUGAUGGAGCAACUCGCGGCUCAGCGCAAGGAAUUCGAGCGAGAAAAAGGGGUCUUGGAAGCUAAAAACAAGUCUUUAUCUGACUCGGUUCUAGAGAUGGAGACUCGCGUGAAUGGACUUACAAUGGCAUACGAGCAGCUGGAACGAGAACAUCAACAGUGCGUCUCAAUCGAAGGAGGUCAGUCUUCGCAUUCCAGCGACGUAAGUGAGCAGCUCACUGCGUUGCAAGCCGAGUUGGAUGCAGAACGAGAAGACAAUAGACGACUGCGUAGCGAAGCAGCAGCGAGUAAAGGUGGCGCGACAAGUCAAGCUCUUCGCGAGAAAAGCGAUGCCGAGCUUGCAAACGCUCGUCUUAUCAAGCAGCUCGAAGAACUCCGCGUAGCAAGUGAGCGGAAAGACGAGCAGCUCGCUGAAUGCAACCAGAUGCUCGAGGCGCUUACCGAAGGCCAAACUCUUGCCAAGACUGACAAUGAAAGACUGAAAGCACAGCUGGCAGAGGCGCUAUCAAGAUGUGGUGAAGCAACAGAAUCCGAAGUCAAAAGCGUCAUCAACGGUCUAAAGGAGGACAAAACACGCUUGGAGCGCCGUGUUGAAGAGCUGGAAGCCGCCGCGCGUGUAGCUUACGAGAAGGACCAACAGGUUCUCCAACAACGAAUCCAAGAGGUCGAACAAGCGCGACGAGCGAGUCCUCCGGCGAGUGACGAGCUAGAAAAUGAAGAACUACAGGAGGUAAAUAGCGAGGAUCCUCGCCUUAAGGAGCUUGUGUCUACUCAGCUCGAAGAACUCAAAGAGUUGCGUGCUCUUGUCGUAGAAAUGGAGUCGGUAGCGAAAGAGCGAGAAGCCAAGGUCCAGCAAGCCUCGUUCCUGCAGGACCUGGUGGCAGGAUACGACGUGCAGUCGCGACGUGACAAGGAAAAAUAUAACGCCACGAUCCGCGAGCUGGAGGACGAGCUAGCCCGCGCGUUUUUAGAGAAGAAAGAGGCCGGACGCAAGGCCAAGGCAGCGGUGAAAGAACUGGAGAACGAAGUGGCUCGCUUGUUCCUCGCAAAGGUGGAACUUGAGAAGGAACUGGCAGCUCAUCAUGGUCAAGAGGUCAAUCACCUGGGGAAUGGAGAGGUUUACAGUGCUCACGGAUCCUUCAGGAGAUCCGUAGCCUCUGAUACCAGCAACGACUCGACAGUUGAUGAUCUACUCGUGCUGGUGGCAAGCUUAGAGAUCCAGUGCUCAGUACUACGUGAGACUUUGAAGGAAGCUCAGGGCGAAGACGCCGUCGCAGUGGCAGUCGAGUUGUCCAGACAACGUGGAGCUGUCGUCUCCGUCUAAAAGUUACAUGCUGAUUCAUGUAGCCAUUCAUCACUCGUUAUUUACACGUAGAACUGUGUUCCAGGUCAUAAUUGCACUCAGUAUCUCUGCCAUCUUGUCCAGGAGAACACCAGAACCACGAGUAGUCCGUAGGCAGCAGCCACAAGCUUCGUGUCGAAGCCAGAAAACACUGAAAUAGGGUCGUCAACGACGUGGAUGUGACUACCUGAGCUCGUAUGGGUAUCGCACGUCGCUCGACACGCUCCACAAGGACACUGCUUGUCGUCCGUCGACUUGGAGGCGAUAGAUUCCAGCAGUUGAGCUUGAGUUGGGAGCGUCUCGCGGGUGGUAACAACCUCUGAGUAGUUUGAGCACUUGAGGACAUCAUGGUCGAACGACUUGUCCUUACUUGCGUUGAAUGCCAUCGUGAUAUAUUCUCCAUGACCCACCGCUCCGACCUGCAUCUGAUAGUUCAGGAAUCCUAAAGACGACUUCAUCGCUGCCGCCAUGGACGCCAUGGCCGUGUUCUUGCAGGAAUCAAAGAUUGCGCAGGUCAUGUCCUUGGCUAGUGCCACAUUCAGCUCCAACACCUUGACCUUCUCCUUGCCAGUCAUGGGAUCCGGUCGGUAGUUAAUACUCGGCCAGUCGUGAGCCAUUUGCAUGAACUGGUCCUGCUCGGGAGAACAGACCAGGCCG
This is a messenger RNA of Phytophthora nicotianae INRA-310, 4713 nucleotides long. RefSeq lists its product as hypothetical. The record is from RefSeq and is a predicted model, not a curated record. Gene Ontology annotation, cellular component: ER to Golgi transport vesicle membrane; Golgi membrane; Golgi stack. Bases 88 to 4038 code for a protein of 1316 amino acids. Gene Ontology annotation, biological process: vesicle fusion with Golgi apparatus; transcytosis; intracellular protein transport. NCBI's taxonomy places the organism in Eukaryota, Oomycota, Peronosporomycetes, Peronosporales, Peronosporaceae. The transcript has a single exon.